UGUCAUUUAUGGGGACACCCCAAGGAGGAACGGAAGCUUCGGGUGCUGGUAGGAGAUCGAGAGACAGGACCGGGGCUACAGAAGUCAACCUGGCCAGAGUGCAGAGAGAAAGAGGGAGGGACGGACGGACGGACGGGGGAAAAGAGUGGUGGAAGAAAAGUGUAAAGAUGACACACGGGAUUGAAUUAGAAGCAUUGGAAUUAAGAACAAUAGCCUACUCCACUGUUCAAUAUGAUCGUCCAACUCUGUUCCCCGUUCCCACUUUAUCCCCAUAACUUUUGACUCCUUUAAGCUCUAAGAACUAUAUGUCUGCUUGAAAGCAUUCAACAUUUUGGCUUCAACCACUUUCUGUGGCAGAGAAUUCUAUAGGCUUAGCACUGUGAGUUAAGAAGUUUUUCCUCAUUUCAGUCCUAAACAACCUACCUCAUAUACUCAGACUGUGACCCCUGGUUCUGGACUCCCUGGUCAUUGAAAACAUCUUUCCUGUGUUUAUCCUGUUAAAAUUUAUAGGUUUCAAUAAGAACUUCAUUCUUCUAAAUUCCAGUGAAUAUAGUCCUAAACAACCCAGUCUCGUUUCAUCUGUCUCUUGUCAGUUCUGCUAUUCCAGGAAUCAGUUCAGUUCUCAAGCCUGUGUGCAGCUUGAAGAUAGAGAAUCAAUGGGUCACUGAUUACUGUCUUGGUCAAGAGAACCUCAGAUGGGACAAAAACAAAGUUGCUGGAGAAGCUCAGCAGGUCUGGCAGCAUCUGUGAAGGAGAAAACAGAGUUAACGUUUCGGGUCCGGUGACCCUUCCUCAGAUGGGAGUCCGACCACGCAUGCGCGCGACUACCUGAGCAACCAAUAUGGCUAUCGUUGGGUUGAGCAGCGGGGAGUUUAUUAUUACGACAGAUUUAGAGGCUCUUAUCCGUUUGCGGUCGCCAACAGCUUUUUUACAAAGAUCGUCUCCUUUUGAAAACAACAUUUCCCUUCCAAGUACCUAGGCGUUCAGAGACUGUACUUCAGCUGUGGAGUUUCGGCCUUGCUUCCCACGAGUCCCCGCGCUGGAGAAACCACUCUAUCAGCCGCACGAGUGUGUGACUCAGGAGUGCGCAUGUGCAAAUACGAACAUAGCGCUACGCAUGUCACGGGAUAGACCUUUCCUAUUGGCCAACGGCACAGGACAUCACGUGGCGUUGGGUUCCGUUGUCUCGUUGUCCAGAAGGAGCUGGAGGAUCGGAAAGACUCUCUGAUCCUACAACCAAUCAGGUCAUCAGAAGGAACAGUUUUCAAACAGGAAACUCAAACCAAACAUCACAAGGACUGACAGAACUCAUCAGGACCUGAAUAUAAUCAAGCUUGUAAUUUGAAAGACAAUUGUUUAAAAUGUUCUGCCUGCUUAAACAUAUUUUAAAUAUCAGCAUGACUAGGAUAGCAUUACAACAAGCACAUACACCUGAGUUAAGGUAUUCCAGUGCACUGCUUUAAUCAGUUACACAGCGUGAGUGAGAGUGUUUCAGUGAACUAAUUGUGGAAAGAGCUUUAACCAGUUGCACAUCCUGGAAAAAACAUUGACUGAGCAUGUGUUCUUUGUGAACAAGGCUUUAAUUGGCUUCUGUCCAAGCCAGACAGAUUCAAGGACAUUCACACUAUGGAGAAACCGUGGAAAUGUAGGGUCUGUGGGAAGGGAUUCUCUACACCAUCUGCGCUGGAAACACAUCAACGCUGUCACACUGGGGAGAGGCCGUUCACCUGCUCGGAGUGUGGAAAGGCAUUCACUCAGUCAUCUUCCCUUCUAAAACACCGGCGGGUUCACACUGGGGAGAGGCCGUUCGCAUGUUUUGAGUGUGAGAAGAGAUUCAGUAAUUCAUCUCACCUGCUGACACACCAGCGAGUUCACACUGGAGAAAGGCCAUUCAUCUGCUCUGAGUGUGGGAAGGCAUUCACUCAGUCGUCCAACUUGCUGAUGCAUCAGCGGGUUCACACUAGGGAGAGACCAUUCACUUGCUGUGAGUGUGGGAAGGGAUUCAGUGACUCAUCUGCCCUGCUGACCCACCAGCAUAUUCACACUGGAGAGAGGCCAUUCACAUGCUCUGAGUGUGGGAAGGGAUUCACUCAGUCAUCCAAUCUGCUGACACACCAGAGAGUUCACACUGGGGAGAGACCGUUCACAUGUUCUGAAUGUGGGAAGGGAUUCACUCAGUUAGCUCACCUGCUGACACACCAGCAUGUACACAGUGGGAAGAGGCCAUUCACUUGCCCAGUGUGUGGAAAGGGGUUCAUUCAGUCCUGCAAUCUGGUGAUGCACCAGCGAGUUCACACUGGGGAGAGGCCGUCUGUCUGCUCUCACUGUGGGAAAGGAUUCAGAGAUUCAUCCACUCUGCUGACACACCAGCGAAUUCACACUGGGGAGAGACCAUUCAGCUGUUCUGAGUGUGGGAAGGGAUUCACUCAGUUAUCCAACUUGCAUUUACACCAGCGAGUUCACACCCGAGAGCAGCAAUUCUCAGGUUCUGAGUGUGGGAAAGUAUUAACAAAGGCACCUGACCUACUGACACAUGGAUGGGUUCACACUGGGGAGAGGCCUUUUACCUGCUCUGAGUGUGGGAAGCGUUUUGGUGCUUCAUCCGGUCUCCAGAGACACCAGCGAGUUCACACUGGGGAGAGGCCUUUCAUCUGCUCCAUGUGUGGAAAGGAAUUUACUGUUGCAUCUAACCUGCGGAGACACCAGCGAUUACAUGACAGGGAAAACCUGUUCACCUGCUCUGAAUGUGGGAGGGGAUUCAAUUAUUCAUCCAGCCUGCGGAAGCACCAGCGAGUUCACAGCGGGGAGAGGCCAUUCAACUGUUCUGAGUGUGGGAAGAGAUUCACUGAUUCGUCAAGCUUGUGCAAACAUGAACAAAUUCACUCUGGGGAGAGGCCAUUGACUUGUUCCGAGUGUGGGAAGGGAUUUGCUCACUUAUCCCAUCUGCUGACACACCAGCGCGUUCACACUGGGGAGAGGCCAUUCAUCUGCUCCAUGUGUGGGAAAGGAUUCACUCAGUCAUCCCACCUGCUGACACACCAGCGUGUUCACACCGGGGAGAGGCCAUUCAUCUGCUCCAUGUGUGCGAAGGGAUUCACUCAGUUAUCAAGCCUGUUGCGACACCAGAUGGCUCACACUGGAGAGAAGCCAUUCCCCUGCUCCGUGUGUGGCAAGGAAUUUACUCGAUCGACCAGUUUGCUGAGGCACCAGCGAGUUCACACUGGAGAGAGGCCAUUCACCUGCACUGUGUGUGGGAAAGGAUUCACUGAGUCAUCAAGCUUGCUGAUACAUCAACGCAUUCACACUGGAGAGAGGCCGUUCACCUGCUCAGAGUGUGGGAGGGGAUUCAUCGAUUCAUCCAGCCUGCGGAAACACAAACGUGCUCAUACUGGAGAGAGGCCAUUCAUUUGUUUUAUGUGUGGAAAGGGCUUCAGUGAGUCAUCCACCUUGCUCAGACACCAUGGUAGCCACAUCGAGUAGAAACCUUUUCAAUUCACUGACCGUGGGUGUUAGUUGUAUCAACUGAGGUGAAGUAUACACUGGUGGAAUGUCAUUGCUUGGAUGGUUACACGAGUGCAUAUAAAAGGACACUUAUUGACAGAGUAGAGUGAAAUCAGGAGAUAUAUACCUGUAAGGUUCCACUCUGUAAAUAAAUCUAUUCCAAGUAAAGAUUGACUCUAGUUUCUUCCUUUCCCUGAAGUCUGUCAGGAUUCCAACAAAAGUGCUAGUUUAAUGUUGAAGCUUGGAAAUUAAAAGAAAGCAAAAUCUCAGACAGAAAUCCAAGUUGAAUGAAGAGAAAUGGGGGACAAGUGGAAAUUGUCAGGAAUUGAUUGUUGGUCAAUGUUCUCAGAAUCAGAGCCAGACGAGUUAAAAGUUAAUCUCUGUGGCAUAUCUGCAUAGAUAAUAAAGCUUAAAACUGGAAAAUCAUAUAGUAAAUUUAGACACAACAUGAAACAUUUUAAAUCGCAUGUCUUUUUAAAUGCCAGAGAUUGUGCUUUAAGAGAGAGUGUUUCUGGUCAAGAAGAGGCCAGAACACCACCAGUUCUAGAGCCUCCUGUUUUGAUACAAACUGUAGUUAGCAGUUCAGAGUGAAGCAAAGCUAAUUAGCUCCAUGUAAGUGGUCCAGUUAUCAAAUUGUUGUGGAUGGCUAGUAACAUCUAUCCCAAUGGUUAAGAGAUAUAGAGCUGAGGGGUUUCCCAGAAGAAACCCAGAUAUAAUGUUGGGAUUUGCUGUAAGAAAUUGGGAUUUAGGGUUAGGAGUUUUUCAUUACUUACAUAUGAACAUGCAAACAUGAAUUAAAAGCAGGAGUAGAUCACUUGAUCCUUUGAGCCCAUUCCACCAUUCAAUAAGCUUAUAACUGAAGUGAUUACUCUAUAUUUCCACCUACCUCUGAUGUGUUUUAACCCUGCUGCUGAUUAAAACCCUCUGCUUCUGCCUUAAAUAUGCUCACCGCCUUUUGAUGAAGAGAAUUGCAAACAUUCACGACCCACUGAGAGAAAUUUCUCCUCAUCUCUUGAAAUGGGCAACCUAUUAUUUUGUAACAGUGACCCUCCAGCUUGAAGAAUUAUUUCUCAUAAGAGAACCUGCCCACUCCAGGUAUUAGUCUGGUAAAUCUCUGAGCUGCUCCCAAUGCACUUGCAUCCUCCUUUAAAUAACAUGACUAAUACUGUACACAACAGGACACUGGUGAGGCCAGUAAUAGAAUAUUGCAUACAAUUCUGGUUGCCCUUCUAGAGAAAGGAUGUUGUUAAACUUUGAGAGGGUGCAGAAACGGUUUACAAGGAUGUUGCCAGGAUUGAAGGGUUUGAGCUAUAGGAAGAGGCUGAAUAGCCUAGGACUUUUUCCCUGGAACGUCGAAAGCUGAGGGGCGACCUUAUAGGAUUUUAUAAACUCAUGAGGAACAUGAAUAGCCAAGAUCUUUUUCGUAGGGAGGGGAACCCAAAACUAGGGUCAUAGGUUUAAGGCGAGAGGGAAAGACUUAAAAAGAACCUGAGGGGUAACCUUUACGCGCAGAGGGUGGUGUGUGUAAGGAACGAGCUGCCAGAAGAAGUGGUGGAGGUGGGUACAAUUACAACAUUUAAAAGGCAUCUGGAUGGGUAUAUGAAUAGAAAAGGUUGAGAGGGAUAUGGGCCAAAUGCUGGCAAAUGGACUAGAUCAGAUUAGGAUGUCUGGUUGGUGCAGAUGAGUUGGACUGAAGGUUUCUGUGCUUUAUGACUAGACCAGAUGUGAUUUCACUAAUACCUGUAUAUCUGAUGUACGACCCUUUACUUUUAUCUUCAGGCAUAAACAAGCCAGCUUAAUGGCAGCCAUGUACAUGCUGCUGAUUGCCAUAAAAACCUAUUUGGUUCACUAAGGGAAAGAAUUCUGAUAGCUUUGCCUGAUGUGGCCUCCCAGAGACUCCAGAUCCACAGCUAUAUGGUCGACUCUUCCUAGCCAACAACACUCGCAUUCAAUGAUUUGAAUUUGGAAAGAAAUUCAAAUCUCCUCAAUGCUCUUUUAUUCCAUUGAAUUUCCUAAUUACUUGCUGUGACUGUAUACUGUCCAUCUGCAAUUCAUGCACUAGGGCUCGCAGAUUCACAGCACUGCAAUAUCUCACUAUUUCAAAGUUUUUAAAUACAAUUUCUCAUUUUCCCAAAUUAUACUCCAUUUUCCAGGUCUUUGUCCACUCACUUAACCUGUCUAUCCCUUCGCAGCCUCCUCAUAUCCCCUUCACAACUUAUUUUCCCCAACAAUCCUUGGGUUGUCAGCAAAUGUAGCAACUGCAUCUUUUUUCCCUUCAUCUAAGUCCUUUAUUAGAUUGUGAAUUUCCCUUAUGAGCCCAAAAGGCUCUCUACAAAUUGGUUCAACACAAUUUAUUUCACAGAACCAUGUUGACUCUGCCUCACUAUCUUAGACUUUUCUAUGUGCCUUGCCAUAAUUUAUUUAAUAAUCAAUUCUCACACCUUACUUAUGGUAGAUGUUUAACUGGCUUGUAGCUUCUUUGUUCUGUUUCAUGUUGAUUUUGAAAAAAGAAAUUCAUUGUAUUUCAUGGAACCUCCUCAAAUCUACCGAAAUUUGGAAAAUUAGAACCACUCGUUAACUUCCCAGCCACAUCUUUGGGAUAAAAUCGAUCAACACCUUGUUAACCUGCGAUUUCAACAAUUUGCUCAGUUCCCUAGAGAUUUGCAUUUUUCUUGAGUUCCUCCUUUACAUUUCCUAAUUUAAAACUGUUUCUGGGAUCUUGUAUCCUCUGUAGUGAAGACCAAUGUAAAAUACCUAUUCAUCUGCCAACUUCUGUUUUCCAAUAUUAAUUCCCCAGACUCGCAUUGAAAAGGACCAAUGUUCACUUUGUUAACUCUUCUUUCUAAUAUAUUGAUUAAAAACUCUAUAAAGCCAUAUUUUUAAAAUAUUUCACAUAGCUUUCUUUCAUAUUCUUAGCUGGUGAUGUGGUGUCUACAAAGCCAGCAGCAAUGGCAGCCCAGCAGGUGUUGGCCUAAGUUAGAUAAAAUAUGUUCAACCAACCUUUGAAUGUCAGGUUAAAUACAGCCCAGAGCAGGCAUUCUCAUCAUGAAGCUGGGUGUAACUUAAGAAGAUUCUUUGGUUUUGAUUUAUCUUGAUGUGUGUUUGUUGGGAGAAGUUAGUUGCAGUUUGGAGCUGGGAGAGUGCUGAGGUGGAAAAUUAGGAGAAGACUUGUGGAGUGAUAACUCAAUGCCAAGGAAACCAGUUACAUCAAAAAGAAGCCCCAGGAGCCAUUGAUUGUUUGGUGUAGUUGGGAGCGGGACAAAAGAAACCCACAGCAGUAUUUGCAACUGAAAAAGGUUGGAGCUUACAGAAAUACAUCAGCAACUCACUGAAUCUAGACAUUUGAUAAAAGCUGAGACUGUGCUGAGAACUGUGCUGGGAACAGUCUCAGCAGUCCUGGGGAAUCCAUUGUCUGGUUAGAAACUGAACGCCCAAGGCAUGAGCAGUCCUUCAGCUUGUCCUAGUCAGAGUGGCUCCGAGUGUGUUUCAAUGUGAAAGUUUCAAAAGUAAAGAUUUGGAAUUUCCUGUGAAGGAGGCAAGAGCUUUAAUUAAAUUGGGUGACCUACAGUGUCCCUAAGAUCUGAGUGGAAUCUGUCUUGACUGCACUGGCCAAUUAUUGUAGGCUGCUCAACCACAGUUUUAACUUAUAUUUUCCUCAAGUUAAUAUUAAUGUAUAUAUAAUGUGUAUGGUUUAGAAUAAUUAUCUUACUGAUUCACUGUACCUAUUUCGUCAUUACUGCUUGUCUUAUAUUUUAAGUUUGCAUAGUAAAGAUUAUUUUGUUUCCAUUUAA
This is a messenger RNA of Rhincodon typus (whale shark), 7292 nucleotides long. Its product is annotated as zinc finger protein 239-like. Lineage: Eukaryota; Metazoa; Chordata; Chondrichthyes; Orectolobiformes; Rhincodontidae. Bases 1627 to 3480 code for a protein of 617 amino acids. Gene Ontology annotation, molecular function: histone H3K4 methyltransferase activity; recombination hotspot binding; DNA-binding transcription factor activity, RNA polymerase II-specific. The record is from RefSeq and is a predicted model, not a curated record. Gene Ontology annotation, biological process: regulation of transcription by RNA polymerase II; positive regulation of reciprocal meiotic recombination. Gene Ontology annotation, cellular component: nucleus. The transcript has 6 exons.